This is a messenger RNA of Ornithorhynchus anatinus (platypus), 14840 nucleotides long. It is a transcript of the gene RYR3, whose product is annotated as ryanodine receptor 3. Gene Ontology annotation, cellular component: calcium channel complex; Z disc; smooth endoplasmic reticulum. Gene Ontology annotation, molecular function: ryanodine-sensitive calcium-release channel activity; calcium ion binding; protein binding. The record is from RefSeq and is a predicted model, not a curated record. Gene Ontology annotation, biological process: calcium ion transmembrane transport; intracellular calcium ion homeostasis. Lineage: Eukaryota; Metazoa; Chordata; Mammalia; Monotremata; Ornithorhynchidae.
CGCACCGAGGAACGCUGCCGGACCGGACCGGACCGGGCCGAGCCGAGGCCAGCAGUCUCCUCGGCCCUGCCGCCCCCCUCUCACGCCCCCGAGCCAUGGCCGAGGGAGCCGAAGGAGCCGAAGACGAGAUUCAGUUUCUGCGGACGGAGGACGAGGUGGUGCUGCAGUGUGUCGCCAACAUCCACAAGGAGCAGAGGAAGUUCUGUCUGGCAGCUGAAGGACUGGGCAACCGAUUGUGCUUCCUGGAACCAACUUCUGAAGCCAAAUAUGUGCCCCCAGAUCUCUGCAUCUGCCACUUCGUGCUGCAGCAGUCCUUGUCUGUGCGGGCACUGCAGGAAAUGCUGGCCAACAGUGGCGAGGACCCAGGAGACGGGGCCACGCAAGGGGGCAGCCGCCGGACGCUGCUGUAUGGCCAUGCGCUCCUGCUGCGCCACGCUUUCAGCGGGAUGUAUCUGACCUGCUUGACGAUGUCGCGGUCCCAGACAGACAAGCUGGCCUUUGAUGUGGGACUGCGGGAACACGCCGUGGGUGAAGCCUGCUGGUGGACCAUCCACCCCACCUCCAAACAGCGCUCGGAAGGCGAGAAGGUCCGGAUCGGCGAUGACCUCAUCCUCGUCAGCGUCUCCUCUGAGAGAUAUCUGCACCUGUCCGUGUCCAACGGCGCCAUUGGCGUGGACGCGGCCUUUCUGCAGACCCUGUGGAACGUACACCCCACCUGCUCAGCAGGCGGCAUCGUGGAAGGGUACCUGCUCGGCGGUCACGUGGUGAGGCUCUUCCAUGGCCACGACGAGUGUCUGACCGUCCCCUUGGCCGACCAGAGUGACUCCCAGCACAGGAGGGUCUUCUACGAGGCCGGAGGUGCCGGGAGCCGGGCCCGGUCCUUAUGGACUGUGGAGCCUCUACGGAUCAGCUGGAGCGGUGGGAGCAUCAGGUGGGGUCAGGCCUUCCGGCUGCGGCACAUCACUUCCGGCCAGUACCUGGCCCUGGCCGAAGACCAAGGUCUCGUGCUGCAGGACCGCAGCAGGGCAGACACCGCAUCCACCGCCUUCUGCUUCCGGCCAUCUAAGGAAACCAAAGGGAAGCCCGACGGCAGCCACAAGGCGGAGCCGGAGGGCAUGGGGGUAGCGGAGAUUAAGUAUGGCGACUCGGUCUGCUUCGUCCAGCACGUGGCCAGCGGCCUGUGGGUCACCUUCAAAGCACAGGAUAUGAAAACCUCCCGCCUCGGGCCCCUGAGGAGGAAGGUGAUACUCCACCAAGAGGGACACACGGACGACGGUCUGACGCUCCAGCGCUGUCAGCGUGAGGAGUCGCAGGCCUCUCGCAUCAUCCGCAACACAACAAGCCUGUUCAGUCAGUUUCUCAGUGGCCACAACCGGGCGGCAGCCCCCAUCGCGCCGCCCCCGGAUGCAGUGCUCCAGACCCUGCGUGACCUCAUCGCCUACUUCCGGCCGCCCGCCGAGGGCGUCCAGCACGAGGACAAGCAGAGCCGCCUCCGUGCCCUCCGCAACCGGCAGAACCUGUUCAAGGAAGAGGGGAUGCUGACUCUGGUCUUGAACUGCAUCGACCGCUUGAACAUCUACAACAGUGCUACCCACUUCGCGGGCUUUGCCAGGGAGGAGAGCAGUGCAGCCUGGAAGGAAAUUCUCAACUUAUUUUACGAGUUACUCGCCGCCCUGAUCCGUGGAAACAGAAAUAACUGCGCACAGUUCUCCCGCCGUCUGGAUUGGCUGAUCGGCAAACUGGACCGACUGGAGUCCAGCUCAGGGAUCCUGGAGGUUGUCCACUGCAUCCUGACUGAGAGCCCCGAGGCGUUGACCCUCAUCACGGAAAGUCACAUCAAGUCCAUCAUUUCUCUUCUGGACAAGCACGGGCGCAACCCCAAGGUCCUGGUUGUCCUCUGCUCCCUGUGUCUGUGCAACGGCGUGGCCGUGCGAGCCAACCAAAACCUCAUCUGUGACCACCUGCUACCGCGGCGGGACCUGCUCCUGCAGACCCGGCUCGUCAAUGACGUCACCAGCAUCCGGCCCAACAUCUUCCUGGGCACUUCGGAGGGCUCGGCACAGUACCGCAGAUGGUACUUCGAGCUGAUCCUGGACCAGGUGCAGCCGUUCCUCACGGCCGAGCCUACGCACCUGCGCGUCGGCUGGGCGUCCUCGGCCGGCUACGCCCCCUACCCCGGGGGCGGUGAGGGCUGGGGCGGCAACGGAGUUGGUGAUGACCUCUACUCCUAUGGCUUUGACGGGCUGCACCUGUGGUCAGGCCGCAUCUCCCGGGCCGUGGCCUCGGCCAACCAGCACCUGCUGAAAUCCGACGAUGUGGUGAGCUGCUGCCUGGACCUGGCGGCGCCCAGCGUCUCCUUCCGCAUAAAUGGGCAGCCGGUGCAGGGCAUGUUCGAGGGCUUCGGCACCACCGGAUACUUCUUCCCGGUGGCCAGUUUCUCUGCUGGUGUCAAGAUCCGUUUUCUGCUGGGCGGUCGCCACGGCGAUUUCAAGUUCCUACCCCCAUCUGGCUACGCGCCUUGUGCCGAGGCACUGCUGCCGGGCGAGAGGAUGAGGCUGGAACCCGUCAAGGAGUACAAGCGGGACCGUGCGGGUGUCAGGGACUUGCUGGGCACCUCACACUUCCUCUCACAGGCCGCGUUCACCCCCAGGCCCAUAGACACCAGUCGGAUUUCCCUGCCGCCACACCUGGAGAAGGUCCGUGACAGGCUGGCUGAGAACAUCCACGAGUUGUGGGCCGUCAGCAAAACCGAGCUGGGCUGGACCUUCGGCAAGGUGCGGGAUGACAACAAGAAGCAGCAUCCUUGCCUCGUGGAGUUCUCCAAGUUGCCCGACACAGAGAAGAACUACAACUUGCAGAUGUCAACAGAGACCCUGAAAACGCUCCUGGCCUUGGGCUGCCACGUGGUUCAUGCUAAUCUUGCUGCUGAGGAAGAUCUUAAGAAACUAAAACUCCCCAAGAACUAUGUGAUGUCCGGUGGCUACAAGCCCGCCCCUCUGGACCUGUCUGAGGUGAAGCUGCUACCAACGCAGGAGGCCCUGGUGGACAAGCUGGCGGAGAAUGCACACAACAUCUGGGCCAAGGACCGAAUCGAGCAGGGGUGGACCUACGGCACCCAGCAGGACCUGAAGAACAAACGGAACCCACGCCUGGUGCCCUACGCUCUCCUGGACGAGCGGACCAAGAAGUCCGGCCGGGACAGCCUCCGGGAGGCUGUCCGCAGCAUCGUCGGUUACGGGUACAGCAUCGAGCCAUCCGACCAGGAACUGCCCGACCAGAAUGUGGAGAAGGUCAGCGUGGACAAGAUCCGCUUCUUCCGUGUGGAGCGAUCAUACGCGGUGAAGACGGGCCGCUGGUACUUCGAGUUCGAGGCGGUCACUGGCGGGGACAUGCGCGUCGGUUGGGCCAGGCCGGGCUGCCGGCCGGAUGUCGAGCUGGGGGCGGAUGACCAGGCCUUUGUGUUUGAAGGCAACAGGGGUCAGCGGUGGCACCGGGGUCGCAGCUCUUUCGGGCGCUGCUGGAAGGCAGGGGACGUGGUCGGGUGCCUGGUCAACCUGGAUGACGCGUCCAUGCUCUUCACGCUCAAUGGGGACCUGCUCAUCACCUCCCUGGGCUCCGAACUGGCCUUUGCUGACUACGACAUCGACCACGGCUUUGUGCCCAUCUGCUCGCUGGGGCUGGCCCAGAUUGGUCGCAUGAACCUCGGGAUGGACGCCAGCACCUUCAAGUUCUACACCACGUGUGGCCUCCAGGAGGGCUUCCAGCCGUUUGCCGUCAACAUGAACCGGGACGUGGCCAUGUGGUUCAGCAAGAGGCUGCCGACCUUUGUCAACGUGCCUGGGAACCACCCGCACGUGGAGGUGACCAGGGUGGACGGCACAAUCGACAGCCCUCCCUGCCUCAAGGUCACCCACAAGACAUUUGGUACCCAGAGCAGUGGCCCGGGCAUGCUGUACUGUCGUCUGAGCAUGCCCGUCGAGUGUCGCCCUGCCCUCGUGGAUGGAGACCUCUUCCUGAAGAGGAAGCAGACCCUGGACACCGCAGCCCACCCCACAGCAUGCUCCUUCUCAGUGCGCAUCUUUGCCGGCCAGGACCCCUCCUGCGUCUGGGUCGGGUGGGUCACCCCUGAUUACCACUUCUACAGUGACAAGUUUGAUCUGCACCAAAGCUGCUCCGUGACUGUGACGCUGGGGGAUGAACGAGGGAGAGUCCACGAGAGUGUGAGACGCAGCAACUGCUACAUGGUGUGUGGGGGCGAGACCCUCGCCGCCCCACAGAGACCCGUCCGGAGCAACGCGGACCUGAAGAUCGGCUGCGUCCUCGACCUGGCCAGUGGCAUCCUGUCCUUCUCUGCCAAUGGCACGGAAUUGACCACGUGCUACCAGGUGGAGCCCCACACCAAAGUGUUCCCCGCCGUCUUCCUGCAGCCCACCAGCACCGCUCUGUUUCAGUUUGAACUCGGCAGGUUGAAGGGCGCGAUGCCCCUGUCGGCCGCCAUCUUCCCGAGCGAGGAGAGGAACCCGAUGCCGCAGUGCCCGCCGCGCUUGGACGUGCAGACCCUGCGGCCGGUACUGUGGAGCCGCAUGCCCAGCCGCUUCCUGAAGGUGGAGACGGAGCGGGUGAGCGAGCGACAGGGCUGGGCGGUGCGAUGCCUGGAGCCGCUGCAGAUGAUGGCCCUCCACAUCCCUGAGGAGAACAGGUGCGUGGACGUGCUGGAGCUGUGCGAGCAGGAGGACCUGCUGCUCUUCCACUACCACACGCUGAGACUGUACGGUGCCGUGUGUGCCCUGGGCAACGGCCGGGCGGCCGCGGCCCUGUGCGGCCACGUGGACCUGCCGCAGCUCUUCCACGCCAUCGACGACCAGUACCUGCCCGGCCUGCUGCGCGCUGGCUUCUUUGACCUGCUCAUCAGCGCCUACCUGGACCAGGCCAAGGAGGCCAACCUGGCCAUGAAAAAUGAGUUCAUCAUUCCCAUCGCGCCCGCCACGCGCCAGAUCCGCCUCUACCCGGGGCCCUCGGAGCGGCACGGUCUGCCCGGCGUGGGGCCCGGCUCCUGCCUCAGGCCCGGCUCCCGCCUCGGGCCCGCCCCCCGGGCUGGCGUCCCUGGCUCCGUCUCGACGGGCGGGGGCGCCCGGGGAACCAGUCCCGGGGUCCCGCUGAGGGCCCUGAAGGAGAGGGCCCUGGCCAUGCUGACCGAAGCCGUGCGGGGCAGUGGCGCCCAUGUCCGCGACCCGGUCGGAGGCUCCGUGGAGUUCGAGUUCGUACCUGUGCUCAAGCUGGUGCGCGCCCUCUUGAUCAUGGGAGAGUUCAGUGGCGACAACGUCCGGCAGAUUCUGCUCCUGGUGGACCCCACCGUGUUCGGCGAGCCCCAGGCCGAGACGGGGGCGGGCGCCAGAAAAGAGGCGGAGGCACGGGAGGAGGGGAAGGCGGUGGAGGCCGGAGAGGAGGCCGGCCAGGAGCCUCGGGGGCCGGCCAAAGGGCUGUUGCAGAUGCGGCUGCCGGAGUCGGUCAAACUGCAGAUGUGUGAGCUCCUCAGCCAUUUCUGUGACUGCGAGCUGCAGCACCGGGUGGAGGCGACGGUGGCGUUCGGGGAUGGCUACGUGUCCAGGCUCCAGGUCAACCAGAAGCAGCGUUACAGCGAGCUCAUGCAGGCGCUGAACAUGUCCGCCGCCCUGACGGCCAAGAAGACCCGCGAGUUCCGCUCCCCACCCCAGGAACAGAUCAACAUACUGCUGAACUUCCAGCUGGGAGAGGACUGCCCGUGUCCCCCCGAACUCCGCGAGGAUCUGUACGACUUCCACGAGGACCUCCUCAGUCACUGUGGUGUACCCCUGGGAAAGGAGGAGGAAGAGGAGGAAGACACCGCAUGGAUGCACAGGCUCUGGGGACUGGUGGGGAAGAUCAAGAGACGGUCCGGGCCACAGGAGGAGAAAAUGGGGGAGGAGGAAGAGAGGAGCCCGACCUCCCUGAAGGAGCUGAUCUCCCAGACGAUGGUCCGCUGGGCCCAGGAGGAGCGGAUCCGCGAUCCGGAAUUGGUCCGGGCCAUGUUCCACCUCCUACGCCGGCAGUACGACAGCGUCGGCGAACUGCUGCGGGCCCUGCGCAAGACCUACGCCAUCAGCCAGGCCUCGGUGGAAGAUGCUGCCCACCUGCUGGCCGCCCUGGGCCAGAUCCGCUCCCUGCUCAGUGUCACCAUGGGUCCUGAGGAGGAGCUGCUCAUGAUCAAUGGCCUGGGGGAUAUAAUGAACAACAAGGUUUUCUACCAGCACCCCAACCUGAUGCGUGUUCUGGGCAUGCACGAGACGGUCAUGGAGGUCAUGGUCAACGUCCUGGGAGGACACAAGGCUCAGAUGGCCUUCCCCAGGAUGGUGGCCAGCUGCUGCCGGUUCCUGUGCUACUUCUGCCGUAUCAGCCGCCAGAAUCAGAAGGCCAUGUUCGAGCACCUGAGCUACCUACUGGAGAACAGCAGCGUCGGCCUUGCAUCCCCCUCCUUGAGGGGCUCUACCCCGCUCGACGUGGCGGCUUCGUCGGUCAUGGACAACAACGAGCUGGCGCUGGGACUGGAGGAGCCGGAUCUGGACAAGGUGGUGACGUAUCUGGCUGGCUGCGGCCUGCAGAGCUGCCCCCUGCUCCUGGCCCGGGGUUACCCAGAUCUCGGCUGGAACCCCAUCGAGGGGGAACGCUACCUGUCCUUCCUGCGCUUCGCCGUCUUUGUCAACGGCGAAAGCGUGGAGGAGAACGCCAGUGUCGUGGUGAAGCUCCUCAUCCGGCGACCGGAGUGCUUCGGGCCGGCCCUGCGGGGUGAGGGCGGGGCGGGCCUCCUAGCCGCUGUGCAGGGGGCCAUCAAGAUCUCGGAGACACCAGCCCUGGACCUGCCCUCUCAGGGCCCCCGCAGGGAACUCCGGGGAGAAGGAGGAGAGGUGGCGGCAACAGGGGAGGAGGAGCGGGAAGAGGAGGAGAUCGUGCACAUGGGCUACACCAUCCUGUCCUUCUACUCGGCCCUCAUCGACCUGCUGGGCCGCUGUGCCCCUGAAACUCACCUGAUCCAGACUGGUAAGGGGGAGGCCAUCCGUAUCCGGUCCAUCCUCCGCUCUCUGGUGCCCACAGAGGACUUGGUUGGCAUCAUCAGCCUCCGCCUGAAGCUGCCCACGUUGGACAAAGACGGGCUGGUCACCGAGCCUGACAUGAGCGCCAGCUUCUGCCCCGAGCACAAAGCCCCCAUGGUGCUGUUCCUGGACAGGGUGUAUGGGGUCGAGGACCAGAACUUUCUCCUCCACCUCCUGGAGGUGGGCUUCCUGCCCGACCUCAGGGCCUCCGCCUCCCUGGACACGGCUUCUCUGAGCACGACGGAGGCGGCCCUGGCCCUCAAUAGAUACCUCUGCUCUGCUGUGCUGCCGCUGCUGACGCGCUGUGCCCCUCUGUUUUCCGGCACCGAGCACUGCACCUCGCUGAUGGACUCCACGCUGCAGACCAUCUACCGCCUCUCCAAGGGGCGGUCGCUCACCAAGGCCCAGAGGGACACCGUCGAAGAGUGCCUGCUCGCGGUCUGCAACCACCUACGGCCGCCCAUGCUCCAGCAGCUCCUGCGGCGCCUGGUGUUUGACGUCCCCCUCCUGAGCGAGUUCUGCCGGAUGCCCCUGAAGCUCCUGACCAACCACUAUGAGCAGUGCUGGAAGUACUACUGCCUGCCCGCGGGCGGGGGAGGCUGUGAUUUUGCCGCCGAAGAGGAGCUCCACCUGACCGAGAAGCUUUUUUGGGGCAUUUUUGACUCCCUCUCGCACAAGAAGUUCGAGCCGGACCUUUUCCGCAUGGCCCUGCCCUGCCUCAGCGCCAUCGCGGGGGCCCUUCCACCUGACUAUACGGACACCCGGGCCCCAGCCACGCUGGUCAAGCAGACAUCAGUGGACGUGGAUGGCAACUUUGACCCCAAGCCCAUCGACACCUCCAACCUGACCCUCCCAGAAAAGCUGGAGACCCUCGUUACCAAGUUCGCUGAACACGUGCAUGACCGCUGGGCCUGGGACAAGAGCCAGAGCGGGUGGAAAUACGGACUCCUGCUGGAUGAAAACAUGAAGACGCUCCCACUGCUCCGUCCUUUCAAGACCUUGUCCGAAAAGGAGAAAGAGUUAUACCGCUGGCCAGCCAGGGAGUCGCUGAAAAGCAUGCUGGCCUUGGGGUGGACCCUGGAGCGGACCAGGGAAGGAGAAGCCAUGGCCCAUUCACGGGAAAAUGAGAAGUUGCGUAGUGUGGCCCUGGCCAACCAGGGGAACGGCUACAGCCCAGCUCCACUUGACCUCUCCAACGUGGUGCUGUCCCGGGAGCUGCAGAUGAUGGUGGAGGUCAUAGCCGAGAACUAUCACAACAUCUGGGCGAGGAAAAAGAAGUCGGAACUGGAGAGCAGGGGGGGCGGCAGCCACCCUCUCCUGGUGCCCUACGAUACCCUGACAGCCAAGGAGAAGUGCAGGGACCGGGAGAAGGCGCAGGAGCUGUUCAGAUUCCUCCAGGUGAACGGCGUGGUGGUGUCCAGGGGCCUGAAGGGUUUGGAGCCGGAUGCCUCGUCUGUGGAGAAGAGGUUUGCGUAUCAGUUUCUGAAGAAGAUCCUGAAAUACGUGAGCUCGGCACAAGAGUUCAUUGUCCACCUGGAAGCCAUCGUCAGCAGUGGUAAGGCAGAGAAGUCGCCACACGCCCAGGAGAUCAAAUUCUUUGCCAAAGUACUCCUGCCACUGGUGGACCAAUACUUCACCAACCACGGCCUCUACUUCUUGUCCUCCCCACUGAGACCGCUUGGCAGCAGUGGCUCCGCCUCCAACAAAGAGAAGGAAAUGGUGGCCAGCCUGUUCUGCAAACUUGCAGCCCUGGUGAGACAUCGGAUCUCGCUGUUUGGGAGCGACGCCACAUCCAUGGUGAGCUGCCUUCACAUCCUGGCCCAGACCCUCGACACAAGGACAGUCAUGAAGUCUGGCUCUGAGCUGGUGAAAGCCGGGCUGAGGGCGUUCUUUGAGAAUGCGGCCGAGGACCUGGAAAAAACCUCGGAGAACCUGAAACUGGGGAAGUUCACCCAUUCCCGGAACCAGAUCAAAGGGGUCUCCCAGAACAUCAACUAUACCACGGCCGCCCUUCUGCCCGUCCUGACCUCCAUUUUCGACCACGUGGCCCAGCACCAGUUUGGCUCUGACUUACUCCUGGGGGACAUCCAGAUCUCCUGCUACCACAUCCUGUGCAGUCUCUACACCCUCGGAACCGCCAAGAACAUCUAUGUGGAAAGGCAGCGCCCUGCCCUGGGGGAGUGUCUUGCCGCUCUGGCCGCCGCCAUCCCCGUGGCCUUCCUGGAGCCGGCGCUGGACCACCACAACCCGCUGUCCGUCUUCAACGCCAAGACCCCCAGGGAGAGGGCAAUCCUGAGGCUGCCGGAGCGGGCGGAGGAGAUGACCCGUGAGAUCCCCCGGUUUGGAGGAGCUGCUAGGAUGGUGGUGGAGCUGGCCGAGUCGGGUGGCCGCUACCUGGAGACGCCACACGUCAUCGACGUGGCCCUGCCCAUGCUGUGCAGCUACCUGGCAUCCUGGUGGGCGUGCGGGCCCGAUAGCUGGCCUCCCGGGAGCGGGGCCUCCAGGCCCGGGCCCCGCUGCUCCACCGUCACUUCCGACCAGCUCAGCCUUGUCCUGGGCGCCAUCCUCAGGAUCGUCCACAACAACCUGGGCGUGGACGAGGCCUCCUGGAUGAAGAGAAUCGCAGUGUACGCGCAGCCCAUCAUCGACAGGGCGCGGCCACACCUGCUCAGGAGCCACUUCCUGCCGACGCUGGAGAAGCUGAAGAAGAAGGCAGGAGAAGAUCGUGCAGGAGAGGAGCGGCUGCGGCGGGCGGACGGCAGGGGCAGCACGCAGGAGGCCGAGCUGUUGUCUCUGGACGACUUGGCGGCGCUCUGCAGGGACCUGUACGCCUUCUAUCCGCUGCUCAUCCGUUACGUGGACAACAACAGGGCCGGCUGGCUGAAGAGGCCGGACUCUGACUCGGACGAGCUGUUCCGCAUGGUGGCCGAGGUCUUCAUCCUGUGGUGCAGAUCUCACAACUUCAAGCGGGAAGAGCAGAACUUCGUGAUCCAGAACGAGAUCAACAACCUGGCCUUUCUUACCGGGGGCGGCAAGAACAAACUGGGGAAGUCUGGGGGGCAGGACCAGGAACGGAAGAGGACUCGCCGGCGUGGGGACUUAUACUCGGUCCAGACGUCACUGAUCGUGGCCGCGCUCAAGAAGAUGUUGCCCGUCGGCCUGAACAUGGGCACCCGUGGCGAGCAGGAGCUCAUCGCCCUGGGCAAGGCCCGCUAUGCCCACAGGGACACCGAAGCGGAGGUGAAGGAACACUUACGUAAUAACCUGCAUCUCCGGGAGAAGUCGGAUGACCCCGCCGUGCGCUGGCAGCUGAACCUGUACAAGGACGUGCAGAGGAGCGGAGGGCCCGGAGCCCCGGAGCGGACCGCGGAGCAGACCGUGGAGCGGAUCCAGAGGCUCUCGGCCGCCCUUUUCCACCUCGAGCAGGUGGAGCAGCCGCUGCGCUCCAAGAAGGCCGUUUGGCACAAACUCCUGUCCAAACAGCGCAAGCGGGCGGUGGUGGCCUGCUUCAGGAUGGCACCACUCUACAAUCUGCCCAGGCACCGCGCCAUUAACCUCUUCCUCCACGGCUAUCAGAGGGUUUGGCUAGAGGCAGAGGAGUGUCCCUUUGAGGAGAAACUAGUGCAGGAUCUGUCAAAGUCCCGCUCCGUGGAGGAGGAAGUGGAGGAGAAGGAGGAGGAGGAAGAGGCGGGGGAGGAGGAGAAGGAGAAGCAGCCUGACCCGCUCCACCAGGUCAUCCUCCACUUUAGUCGCAACGCGCUCACGGAGAGGAGCCGACUGGAGCUCGACCCCCUCUACACCGCCUACGCGGCCAUGAUGGCCAAGAGCUGUCAGUGCGGCGCAGAGGAGGAGGAUGAAGAGAAGGAGAAGACGUUCGAGGAGAAGGAGACGGAGAAGCAGCAGACGCUGUCCCAGCAGGCGCGGCUGCACGAGCGGGGCGCGGCCGAGAUGGUCCUGCAGAUGAUCGGCGCCAGCAAAGGUGAGAUGGGGCCCAUGGCCAUGGAGACCCUGAAGCUGGGCAUCGCCAUCCUGAACGGCGGCAAUGUCAGGGUGCAGCAGAAGAUGCUGGCCUACCUGAAGGAGAAGCAGGACGCCGGCUUCUUCCAGAGCCUCUCGGGCCUCAUGCAAUCAUGCAGCGUGCUGGACCUGAACGCAUUUGAGCGGCAGAACAAGGCGCAGGGUCUGGGCAUGGUGACGGAAGAGGGGACCCGGGAGAAAGUGCUGCAGAAUGACGAGUUCACCCGCGGCCUCUUCCGCUUUCUGCAGCUUCUCUGCGAGGGCCACAACAGCGACUUCCAGAACUUCCUCCGCACUCAGACGGGAAACUCCACGACGGUGAACAUCAUCACCAGCACCGUGGACUACCUUCUGCGCCUGCAGGAGUCCAUCAGCGACUUCUACUGGUUCUAUUCCGGGAGAGACAUCAUAGACGAGGCCGGGCAGAGCAACUUCUCCAAGGCCCUGGCUGUGGCCAAGCAGAUCUUCAACUCGCUGACCGAGUACAUCCAGGGCCCGUGUGUGGGCAACCAGCAGAGCCUGGCGCACAGCCGGCUGUGGGAUGCUGUGGUCGGCUUCCUCCAUGUCUUCGCUAACAUGCAGAUGAAACUGUCCCAGGACUCCAGCCAGAUCGGGCUGCUGAAGGAGCUGCUGGACCUACUGCAGGACAUGGUGGUGAUGCUACUGUCCCUGCUGGAAGGCAACGUCGUGAACGGGACCAUCGGCAAGCAGAUGGUGGAUACUCUCGUGGAGUCGUCUGCCAACGUGGAAAUGAUCCUCAAGUUCUUCGACAUGUUCCUGAAGCUUAAAGAGCUGACCGGCUCGGAUGCCUUCCGUGAGCUGGACCGGGACGGCCGGGGCGUCUUGUCUAGAAAGGAGUUCCAGAAGGCCAUGGAGGGCCAGAAGCAGUACACGCCAGCCGAGAUGGCCUUCCUGCUCUCCUGCACCGAGGCCGACGCCGACACCGCCUUCAACUACGUGGACUUCGUCGAGCGCUUCCACGGGCCGGCCAGGAACAUCGGCUUCAACGUGGCCGUGCUGCUGACCAACCUCUCGGAACACAUGCCCGGCGACCCCCGGCUCCGGAGCUUGCUGGGCCCGGCCAGCCGCGUGCUGAGCUACUUCGAGCCCCACCUGGGCCGCAUCGAGAUCAUGGGCGGCGCCAAGCGCAUCGAGCGGGUCUACUUCGAGAUCGGCGAGUCGAGCCGGACCCAGUGGGAGAAGCCGCAGGUCAAGGAGUCGAAGCGCCAGUUCAUCUUCGACGUGGUCAACGAGGGUGGCGAGGCGGAGAAGAUGGAGCUGUUCGUCAGCUUCUGCGAGGACACCAUCUUCGAGAUGCAGCUGGCCGCGCAGAUCUCCGAGUCCAGCGUCCCCGACCGGCCAGACGGGGCGGGGCCGGGGGAGCGGGCCGAGGCCGGGGGCGCCGGGCCGGCCCCGGGGAGGGCGGCGGCGGAGGAGGGCGGGGAGGCGGGGUCGGUGGCGGCCGGGGCGGCGGCGGCGGCCGAGGGGGAAGGGUGGCCCCCGGCCCCGCCUUCGGGGGCUCGCGCGGCGGCCCGGUGGGGUGCCGAGACCCUGCGGACCCUGCGGUGGCACUGGCGGAGGUUGACGAGGCCGGCGGGGCGGGGGCCGGGGCUGCGGCUGGCCGGGGCGCUCCCGGCCGGGCUGCUGCGGCUGGCCGGGGGCCUGCUGGGUGGCCUGGGCCGGGCGCUCUGGGCCGCCGUCUUCGGGGGCGGGCUGGUAGAGGGGGCCAAGAGUAUCGAGGUCACCAAGAUCCUGGGGGACAUGCCCGACCCCACCCAGUUCGGCAUCCACCUGGAUGACGCCGGGGUGGGGGCCGGGCUGGGUGGGGAGGUGGACGGGGAUGGGGGCGAGGCGGCGGACAUCCUGAGCGACCUGUUCGGGCUCCCCACCGGGGAGGGAGGCGGCGGCCAGCCCGGACUGGACCCCGGGCUCGGGGACCUGGCCGAGACGGCCUGCGGCGAGGGCGGACCCCCGACCCUGGAGAGCGCCGUGCGGAGGAGGAGGGCUCAGGUGGCGGAAAUGGCAAAGGAGAGCGAGGCUGGAGGCACGGAAGAAUCCGAGAAGGCGGACAGGGAAGACCAGGAGAAGCAGGAUGAGGCCAAGGAGGAGGAGGAGGAAGAGGAGGAAGAGGAGGAAGAGGAAGAGGAGCAGGAGCCCCCUACCCAGCAGGCGGCCGGAGGGGAAACCAGGAAGAAGAAGCGUCCACGCGGACAGAAGGUGGAGAAGCCCGAAGCUUUCACGGCCAACUUCUUCAAGGGCCUGGAGAUCUACCAGACAAAAAUACUGCACUACCUGGCCAGGAACUUCUACAAUCUGCGCUUCCUUGCCCUGUUUGUGGCCUUCGCCAUCAACUUCAUCCUGCUCUUCUACAAGGUGACGGAGGCGCCCUCGGCGGAGGCGGGAGCGGCCCUGUGGCACUCCUUCGAGGAGGAGGAGGAGGAGGAAGAGGAGGAGGACGGGGUGGUAUUCUUCGUGCUGCAGGAGAGCACCGGCUACAUGGCGCCGACCCUGCGCUUCCUGGCUGCCGUCCACACGCUCAUCUCCUUCGUCUGCGUCAUUGGCUACUACUGCCUGAAGGUCCCACUGGUGGUGUUCAAGAGGGAGAAAGAGGUGGCCCGCAAGCUGGAGUUCGACGGCCUGUACAUCACCGACCAGCCUUCCGAGGAUGACAUCAAAGGCCAGUGGGACCGGCUGGUCAUCAACACGCCGUCUUUCCCGAACAAAUACUGGGAUAAGUUUGUCAAGCGGAAGGUAAUUAACAAGUUUGGGGACCUGUACGGAGCCGUGCGCAUCGCCGAUCUCCUGGGCUUGGACAGGAACUCUCUGGACUUCAGCCCGGCCAGCCAGACGCAGCCCGAGGCGGCCUCCCUGGGGUCCUGGCUGAGCGCCAUUGACCUAAAGUACCAAACCUGGAAGCUGGGCGUGGUUUUCACCGACAACUCCUUCCUCUACCUGGCCUGGUACACCACCAUGUCCAUCCUCGGCCACUACAACAACUUCUUCUUCGCUGCACACCUGCUGGACAUCGCCAUGGGCUUCAAGACCCUCAGGACCAUCCUGUCUUCUGUGACACACAACGGCAAGCAGCUGGUGUUGACGGUGGGGCUGCUGGCCGUCGUGGUCUACCUGUACACCGUGGUGGCGUUUAACUUCUUCCGCAAGUUCUACAACAAGGGCGAGGACGAGGAGGAGCCGGACAUGAAGUGCAACGACAUGAUGACGUGCUACCUGUUCCACAUGUAUGUCGGGGUGAGGGCCGGCGGUGGCAUCGGCGACGAAAUCGAAGACCCCGCCGGGGACCCGUACGAAAUGUAUCGCAUUGUCUUCGAUAUCACCUUCUUCUUCUUCGUCAUCGUCAUCCUGCUGGCCAUCAUCCAAGGGCUGAUCAUCGACGCCUUCGGGGAGCUGAGGGACCAGCAGGAGCAAGUGCGGGAGGACAUGGAGACAAAAUGCUUCAUCUGCGGCAUCGGCAACGACUACUUUGACACGACGCCACACGGGUUCGAAACGCACACGCUGCAGGAACACAACCUGGCCAACUACCUGUUCUUCCUGAUGCACCUCAUCAACAAGGACGAGACUGAGCACACGGGGCAGGAAUCGUACGUGUGGAAGAUGUACCAGGAACGCUGCUGGGACUUUUUCCCGGCGGGAGACUGCUUCCGGAAGCAGUAUGAGGACCAGCUGGGAUAGGAGGCCCGGCGGUCCACCGGGGCC